Messenger RNA from Pectinophora gossypiella (pink bollworm), 1923 nucleotides. Its product is annotated as SET domain-containing protein SmydA-8-like. The record is from RefSeq and is a predicted model, not a curated record. Gene Ontology annotation, molecular function: protein binding. Lineage: Eukaryota; Metazoa; Arthropoda; Insecta; Lepidoptera; Gelechiidae. Bases 186 to 1784 code for a protein of 532 amino acids. The transcript is spliced from 3 exons.
CUCGCAUCGUCAGGUAGCAGUCGCUGAUUCCGCGCAAUGCGAUAUUGUCAUAUCGAAAAUUGCUCCCGCGGCACAAUUUCGUCGCAUUCUAUCGGCUUGGCAACUCUUUUGCAAAACAAGUCAAGUUUACCUCACACUGCCGGCGCACGUCGAUCGAGCUCAGUUAAUUACGGAGAGGAUGGUGUAUGUUUUGGCGAUGUAAUACGUUCGAUCAAGGCCUGCCUUUGUAUCUUACCCGUGUUAUCAAACUCACUGACGUGUGUACUUGUAUUCGCAUAGAGCGCGCAGUGCAGUACCAUCCGUCGACGGACUGCGGCAGGAUGUCGUCGUCGGAGCAAUUGAUGCAAAUGAUAAAGGGCUAUCUUGGAGUACACACUAUCAAUAAAUGGACUCUUUCCAAAUCACCGCUUGAUGGGCUUGGGUUGUUUGCUACCGAAGAUAUAGCGGCUGGGGAAGUGAUUUUCGUGGACAAACCACUCAUUUUUGGGCCUAGAGCUGGAGCCAAUCUGCCGCGAGGAUGUACAGUUUGUUCCACAUUAGAUAGUGACACGUUCUUCAAGUGUUCAAGUUGUGCGUUAUUGUUGUGUUCAGAAAAGUGUCAGAAUACAAACGUCCAUCGCGACGAUUGUAAUAUUAUUUCCCGUUGGAUUAAUAAAGUGCCUAUGGAGGAAGUCGACGUUACAAUAAUGUCGAGGUCGCUUGCUGUGAUAAGAGUUCUGCUUUUAAAUGAGAAUGAGUUAGAAUUAUUAGCGACUCUCGAAGCACAUAAACAACCACAACAUGGGUUUGAAGUGAAAGCUCUGAGGGAAUACUUCGAGAUCCCGGAAGAAGAAGAAAAACUAAUGUUACUCGCUUGUCGUAUUUACGAUACAAAUGCGUACCAAAUGGCUGUUAAUUACGGGAAAAGAGAAAUGAGUAUGAGGGGCCUGUAUCCUGUCGCUUGUCGCAUGAAUAGUAUUUGUGUACCCAACGUAAGAUACUCUUUUAACGGUAACAAUGAUAUGAUAGUAGCGGCAGUGAAGCCUAUAAGGGCGGGAUCGGAGAUAAAUACAUGUUACUCGGGGCUUCUUUGGGGUACUCCGGCGCGUCAAAUGCAUCUGAAGAGGACGAAACAUUUCAUUUGUAAGUGUGAGCGUUGUGCUGAUCCAACUGAGCGAGGGACUUUGUUGUCAGCGUUGAAGUGCUUUAAUAACGGUUGUCGUGGCUCCCUUAUUUCUACCAAGCCACUGAUAUCAACAGCCGCCUGGCGCUGCUUGGAGUGUGACAUACGAAUACCCAGCAAGAAUAUAUUCGCCGUGCAAAAUGCCCUCGGUAGCAUGCUAGCUAUGUUAGAGUUCAAAUCGUUUAAUGACCUUGAAAACUUCCUGCUGCAUCGAGUAACUAAUUUCAUCCCGAAAACGAAUCAAAUCGUAGUUGAUCUCCAAAUACGCUUCAUAUUCGGAACUGAAGACAUUGGUCUAAAAGAGCUGUCGGAGUCCCGCUUGGCGCUGAAGGAGAGCCUGUGCCGCGGCGUGCUCCGCGUAGUGGCAGCUCUGGGGCUGGGCGACGCGCACCACCGAGGGCUGCUGCUGUACCACCUGCACGCAACGCUGGCAGAGCGCGCGCGCCGGUGCCCCGACCUGUAUGAGGACCUGAAACCUGAAAUCGAGAGCACUAUAGAGCAAGCGUACAACAUCCUUCGAGACGACAUAUCUGCCCCACCAGACCUGGAACUUCGGCGCAGGUACCUCGGCCCAGGCUCUGACAAGCCCCACGAAGAAAGAUUCUUCAUACUCGACUCUUAACCAAUGUAUUUAUUUUACAUAGAAUAAUUUAAAACAUAAUGUGUUCCAAUUCAAACACCUACUUAUUUUCUCUGCCUACUUUUUAUUUAGAAUAGGUACCUAUAAUUAUAAUUAACGAUAAUAAACUAUUUUAAAUUGA